This is a messenger RNA of Paramecium sonneborni, 237 nucleotides long. Lineage: Eukaryota; Ciliophora; Oligohymenophorea; Peniculida; Parameciidae. The record is from the annotation of a GenBank genome assembly.
AUGAAUCAAAAAUCAAAAAAAGUGCAUGCUGAUCCUUAGAUAGAACUAAAAUCUUAGAAUCGUUAAAGUUAAAUUCGAAUAGAUACUUAUGGUAAGCAAAUUUUGAAAGGAUAAAAAAAUCAUAAAAUUGCAUUCAAGGAGCAUAUUAAAACAAUUCACAUCGUAGAGAAUUGGAAAUUGUACAAUCUUGAUCAUGUGGAUAAAGAAGAUGAUUCUUGCGCAUGUUAACUAGUUUGA